CAAAUAUGUCGGCGUAUCAUUGUUGUGUACCACUUUGCACGAAUGAUUCUCGUUAUGACGAGAAGAACCUCUUGUCGUUCCACCGCUUUCCAAGUGACAACGAAUUAAGAAAAGAAUGGAUCCUCAAAAUUCGCCGUGAUAUAGGGCGAAAUUUCCAGAUUACAAAUAAUGCCCUUGUGUGUUCCGCACACUUUGAAGAUGCGGACAUAAAGAAAACACUGGCAGGAAAGAGAAAACUAAUCCUUGGUGCUGUCCCAACAAAAUUUGCUUGGACAAAGACGCCUGCAAAGCGCUUGGGACCACAGCGCAGAUCAGUAGUCAAGAUUGAAAAGGGUGAGGGUGAAAAUGUUAUGGCAUCAACAUCUGCGAGUAAUGAACAUGAUUGUGUACAAAUUCCACUGGCAACAUUUGACCAUGACUAUGUUGUGCAACAAGAAUCCGAUUCUUCAAAACUUGAAUCAGCGCAAGCAGAACUGAAGCGACUUGAGCAGGAGAACAUAGCUCUAAAAGAAGCAAAGUUUGGAUUAGAACGAUUUCACAAUGACGACAACAUGAUUAAUUUCUACACAGGAUUCAAAGAUUACCAAACAUUGACAGCUGUAUUUAGUGCUCUCAAACCAACAGCUAUGACAAUGAUUCGAUGGACUCAGAUGCAGAGACAGGGAGCAGAUUUAGAAAAAGUAAAAAAAAUAACUUUUAGUUUCGAAAGUCAUCAUCUGUCCCUGAUUGACGAGUUCUUUGUCUUCCUCUGUAGAAUUAGACAAGGCUUCCCCGAACAAGAUCUAGCGGUCAGAUUUUGUGUGUCACAAACAUCUAUAAGCAGGAUUUUGAUCACAUGGUCAAACUACCUGUAUGCUAUGCUCGGCAGUUUGCCUCUAUGGCCUUCAAGAACUGUAGUAAAUAGGAACAUGCCAGAGAGUUUUAGACUUACAUACCCAUUUACCCGUGUGAUACUUGACUGCACAGAGAUAAAAGUACAGACCCCUAGCUCAAAGGUUCUGAACUCACAGAUUUACUCAAACUACAAAAGCCACACCACAUUCAAGGGACUUGUUGGUAUUACACCGUGUGGAACUGUUUCGUUUGUUAGUUCUCUAUACACUGGAGGGAUUUCUGACAAAGAUAUCACGGCCAGAUCGGGAAUACUAGAUCUGCUUGAAGAAUAUGACGACGUCAUGGCAGACAAGGGAUUUUUAAUAUCUGACCUACUGCAAGCCAAAAACGCCGGCCUAGUCAUUCCUCCUUUCUUAGGAGCAAAAGGGAAGUUUUCCAGAAUUGAGGUUACUACAACCCAUGAAAUCGCACGUCUGCGAAUUCAUGUCGAGCGGGCAAUCAGAAGGAUAAAGGAGUACCACAUUUUUGACGGAGUAAUUCCCUUGAAUCUGGCACCAUCAAUCAACCAAAUUUGGACCGUGUGUGUUAUUUUGACAAAUUUUCGGGGAGCAUUAUUUUAAAACAUUGCUAGAUAUGUGUUAAAAUGUAAUGUGUUUAAUAUAAUCAUAUCUUAUGAGUUUACAUGCAUUAGCAUUUUUGCAAAUCAAUAAUUAAGAACCCUUAUCUACACUGCACACUAAAGAGUUCUGAUUCUAAGGUAUUUUUCUGCAGUUAGAGUGUACUCUCUGCCCUUGGAAGUAAAUUCUAAAAAAUAGAAAUUUACACAAUAUUACUCAAUUUGUAAUCAAUUCAAGUAUUCUUAACAUUUUAAAAGGCCAUGCUAAAACCCUCGGAAAUGAAAACAAAAAAAUGUCGGAAAUGAUAACAAAAAAAAUGUCGGAAAUGAAAAGUUGAUAAUUGCUCAAAAUUCCGGAAAUGAAAUGCAGCCUAAUUAACAGCAAUAUCUAUUCACUGAUACUGUGUUGUCUUUGAACAUUUUUCCCGGGGGUAAAUACCACGCACCAUACAUUGAAAAUUAGAUAGAUAAGCACCAUAUUAACUCCUUUAUGCAAUUAAUUUUUCUCAAUGUCCAAAAAUGUUUUUGCACUGUGUAGAGAGGGUCCUUAAAUCAAUUAUUCAAAACCUGAUGAAUAUUGAAAACCUGAUCAUGUACAGUUAUGUAUGUAAAAUAUUUUAUAUUUCAAACUGACUCAUACA
Messenger RNA from Saccostrea cuccullata (small rock oyster), 2091 nucleotides. RefSeq lists its product as uncharacterized. The transcript is spliced from 3 exons. NCBI's taxonomy places the organism in Eukaryota, Metazoa, Mollusca, Bivalvia, Ostreida, Ostreidae. Bases 6 to 1454 code for a protein of 482 amino acids. The record is from RefSeq and is a predicted model, not a curated record.